This is a messenger RNA of Saccharomycopsis crataegensis, 183 nucleotides long. RefSeq lists its product as uncharacterized. The coding region runs from base 1 to 183 and encodes 60 amino acids. The transcript has a single exon. Lineage: Eukaryota; Fungi; Ascomycota; Saccharomycetes; Ascoideales; Saccharomycopsidaceae. The record is from RefSeq and is a predicted model, not a curated record.
AUGAUAUGUGUUAAGGGACCAAUGGGUGCCAGUUUGGGAAGGACGUUGGAGUACUCCAGCACGGAUGAUAUCACUGCCGGUUCGGGGGGAGCACCAGCCAUCCGAUACGGCAAGGUCGACGGCAACGAAUUUGGCCAUCCCAGAACCUCAACGCUUUCAUCAAAUGUAGAUUUCGGGGAAUGA